GUCCUUAUCUAGUAACGUAUAUAUUAGACUUUAAUAGAGGAUAUGCAUUUAAAUGUGCUGAUAGUUAUACUAACAUAAGGCCCAAUGAUUUUUUAAACAAUGCCCGCUGAUCACGUCUUUCAAUUAGAUUGAGGUGGAGACUAAACCGGACCGACGGUAUAAUCCAUGGGGUAGGUAGGGAAACGAGUGAACCGAAUCAGGGGUAGGUGAAGAAGUGACCUAUCCGACAUGAACCAAACACGGUCGGGUCGGAUCCUUACACUAACCAUCUCUACUGACCCGACUGAAACAAUUCCGAAAGAACUGCGCCUUUUAAUAGUAAAAGAAAAAGGUUUCAAACCCUAGACCACGACUUCAAACCCUAGACAACGACUUCCACUAUCGGUGAUCCAACGGAAGAGAAUGAAGAGAAGAAGACGACCAGAGAAGGAGAUUCUUCCUGUGGAUGUGGUGACGGAGGAGAUCCUUACGAAACUGCCUGUUAAAUCCCUUAUGAGAUUCAAGUGCGUCUCAAAACUUUGGUCAUCGGUCAUCAGCUCACGAUACUUCAGCAACCGUUUACGCACGGUCCCAUCCCGACCGCGCCCUCGACUUUACAUGUGUUUGCGGGAUCUCACUGACUACCAAAACUCUGUAAUGCUAUCAUUGGCGCCAGACACUACGUCUUCUUGCUUUGUAGUUGACCACGAUCUGACCAUCCCACGGCUGGGAGGCUACUUCUUGCAAUAUCUUCCUGGCUUCAUAUGUUACAACUUUCUGGGAAAGCCACGGAUUUAUAACCCUACCACCAGACUACUUGUCACCUUACCAGCCGCCAUGAAAUCCAACAACAUGAUGCCGAUUCCCACUCCUCCUCCAGGAGAAAGUAUCAAAAUCGUAGCUUACUAUUUCGGACACGACCACGUUAUCGACCAGUACAAAGUGCUCUGCUCAACUGGUGUCAGAUUGAAAAAUUUUCAAGAGAUAAGGUCAGAGCAUCGGGUCUUUGUCCGAAAAGCUGGAGGAAGAGGUUCCUGGAAAAAGGCGGCUCCAACGUCUCCAGCGGACUUUCUUCCUCACAUUCCACUCAAAGGAGGAGUGUGUAUCGAUGGGGUUAUAUAUUACAUGGGUUGGACUGAUUCGUAUAAUUCUGUGCUUGUCAGUUUCCACAUUAGAUCCGGAGACUUCAAAAUGAUCCAAGUACCUCGCAGGGACGGAGAUGAGCUGCCUGGACGGGUCAAGAAUGUGAGUCUUAUAGAGUAUGGUGGCAAAGCAACUAUCAUUGACCAGACUAAUCUUAGAGAAAAGGGUAGGCUGGAUUUAUGGGCCGUGGAAGAUGCCGGGAACAAUAAAUGGUCGAGGAGGACUCUGGUUUUGCAGCCUUCUCAGCUGCAUUUAGUCAAUAACAACAUUAUAUUCAAUGUCAAAGGUACAACUCAAAAUGGAAAGGUUUUCUUGAUACCACAGGAUUUGCUUUCUCCCUUUCACAUUCUCUGGUAUGAUCUUCAAAGCAAUGACAUGAGAAAGAUCGAAAUCAAUGGUGUACCGGAUCACUGGUUUAGCAAGGACAAGUUGAAAGUUAAAAUGAUGUUGAUGGAUCAGAGUGAGAGUCUCAUGUACUUCUAGGCUUGAAUAAAUCAUUCCUUUUUACAUCUAAUGCAUGUUUUUUGAGUGUUUGGACUAAACAGCUUAAUGUUUUUCGGGUUUUUCUUGCAUCCUCAGAAUCUAUAUAUAGAUAUAGAUCGCAUAUUCAGUGUUUACCAAUCCCUAAUUAAUAAAUUAGUAAAGAAAAAUGUGGGGUGUCACAUUGUGUGUUGUUACAGCUUUAGUGGUCGUCAAGACCAGUCUCUGGCUCUAUACAUGGGAAAACCCUAACGGCAAGUUAUCUCCCGGUUCAAUGGGGUUUCCGGUGAUCCGUAGAAACCGUUAAGUUCUCCAAACCUUACAGAUUCGAUGACAUCCCUCCAUUUGUCAAGAAAAGAAUGUCAUUGUUGGUCGGUCGUCUCAUUUCUCUUAUUUCUUCUCUGAGCGCCUCGGGUUCUUUGUUCCGGACGAGUAUCCUCGGCUCUAAGACGAUUGUUUGGACAGACCCGGAAGUGAACUUUGAGAUUUUUAGACAAGAGAACAUGUGUUUCAUCAUGAGAUAUAUAUCCAGAAGCUGUUGUCAGAAACGUUGGGAAAGAUAACUUGUUCUUCAAGCAAGGCACAAGGACUUCCACAGGUACAUGCGACGGAUUGCUCUGCGACUGCUCGGUCACCAGUGUUUCAUAUAUAUACACAAAUUAAUUAAAACGACCUAGAAACACAGGAGCAUCUCACAUCUGACACCCGAUCCCAUGGCAUCUUUAGAUGUCAAAGAUACUAUUGGAAGGGUGUAUAUAUAUAUAAUAUAGGCCCUUAACGUACGUACGGUAUCCAUUUUAAGCAAUCAAUGUUUAUCUAUUCUGAUGGGGUUUAUUUUUAUUAUUAUUAUCAUGUGUUCUAUUGCAGCUAAUAUUGGAGUAAAUAAUCAAGAUGAUCAUAAGUGACAUCAAACCUAGCUAAUAGAA
This is a messenger RNA of Arabidopsis lyrata subsp. lyrata, 2528 nucleotides long. Its product is annotated as F-box/LRR-repeat protein At2g40920. The record is from RefSeq and is a predicted model, not a curated record. The coding region runs from base 403 to 1605 and encodes 400 amino acids. Gene Ontology annotation, molecular function: protein binding. Lineage: Eukaryota; Viridiplantae; Streptophyta; Magnoliopsida; Brassicales; Brassicaceae. The transcript has a single exon.